CUUCUCAUUUAUAUACGCACCUCUCUCUCUCUCCCCCUUUGUUUCUAGGGCUUGUAAUUUUGCAAUUGAAGUCUACGAAAAUGAAGGAUCCAGCCAAACCCACCAACCAAUCAAACCCCUUUCUAACAUUAAAUUACCUUUUCGUCAUCAGAUGUUCCUUUUGUCUGGGUAAUUCGAAACCCUGAUUAAGAUAAUCCAAGAAAUUGGAGUCUAAGUUGUCUCUAUUCUUGCCUUCUCUUUGAUUUUUAGUUUUGAUGAGUGGAUUACUUAGAGCAUCUCCAUCAGAUGCGUCAAACGUACUUGUUAGCUAACUUGGCAAAGGAUUUGCAAGAAAAGUCACUCCACCAGUCUCGCUACUUGCCGGGCCAGAAUAGUAGCAGUACGAAAGCCUCGUUGCAUCUAGUGAGGGUUGAAGUCUGUCUAGAUAUUAAAAAACUAUUUUUUCUUCUUCAAUACAAUGUCUCUCUCUCUUUCUCUCUCUCUCUCUCUCUCUCUCUCUCUCUCUCUCUCUCUCUUUAUUCUCCUCAUCAGUUUGUUCUCCAAACAAAAAUUCAACAUAAAUUGCAGGUAUUUUUGUAGCAUUGGCAUUGCGUUUCGAUGUGUGCAAGGGGAAAGAGAACCAGUAUUUCAAGAGUGCUUUUCUAGGAUAUACUGUUGGUUUGGUCCUUACUAUUAUUGUCAUGAAUUGGUUUCAAGCUACACAAAACCUGAACAUCCAAGUGACAAAUUGAUGAAGAACAAUUGUGAAAGGACCUUCAGCCCAACAACAAUGUCUCUAGCAUCAACAUCAGCAUCAUCACCACAAUUGUAAUUAAGAUUUUCUUUAAUUUGGAUUUUAAUUGUUGGUUUGGAUAGUAUAUGUAUUUGUUGGAUAAUACUAUAUUUAUGGAUUUUUAUUUUGUUUGAUAUGUAUGGUUAAUAGUUAAGUUUUGUA
Molecule: messenger RNA, 934 nt
Organism: Camellia sinensis
Lineage: Eukaryota; Viridiplantae; Streptophyta; Magnoliopsida; Ericales; Theaceae
Source: RefSeq, a predicted model, not a curated record